AUGACGAUCAUCAUCCCAGGGAACCCUUACGUUGAGAGUUCUUCCCAGCGCCCCGGUGGGCAGAGCUUCCUGGAGCAAACGCUGCGAGAUCCGGUCAGCGGCGUCUAUGGAGAUGGAGAGCCCGGACCCCGGGGUGCCUCGGCGGCCAGUCUAGCGGGAAGGAGGGCGGGAGACUGGCUGAGUCUCGGGGAGGGGCGCACUCCAGAGAGGCGGCUUGGAGGUGGAGGAGCGACUCAGCCUGCAAAAGAUUUUGGCAAAAUGAUGUGUGUGUUUGUCUUUGGAACAUUCCCUCCUCCUGGGGGAAGAGAGAUGGUUGCAACGGAGCCAGUACAGGCCCCACCGUUCUCCUUCGAAGAGGUGGCUGUCUAUUUCACCGAGGAGGAGUGGGCUCUCCUGGACACGGAGCAGAGAGACCUUUACUGGGAUGUCAUGCAAGAGAACUACGAGAACGUAGCGUCCUUGGCUAUUCCAAUCCCUAAACCUGAGCUGAUUUCCCGGCUGGAACGAGGGGAAGAGCCAUGGAUCCCAGAUCCCCAGGCUAUGGAGGACAAGAAGAUCCCCGUAAACGUUUGUGAAGGGAACGACAUUUCUUUGAAUUCUUCCUCUAUCCCUGCAAGCGAGGUGAUAGUGAGGGAGAUCAAAGAAGAGAUCCCUGAGCCAGACGGCUCGGAUCAAGUGGAACCUCAGUGGACUUUGAUGGGGGCACCCCCAAGGAUCACCCCCUUGAACUCGGAGAGCCGUUGCGGGUUGCAACGGCAAUGGGAGAUGCAGCCGGGGACUGUAUGGCGAGAGCCCUCCAGGCACGUGAGGGCAGCGAAUUCAAAGCGCAGCAUGUUCCACGUGGGGCGGAAGAAGCUGAUGUGCCCCGAGUGCGACCGGUGGUUCCAUUGCAAAUCCGAGUUUCUGCUGCACUGGAGGACUCACACGGGGGAGAAGCCCUACGAAUGCCUGGCCUGCGGGAAGCGCUUCAUCCAGAGCUCUCACCUCAGCGCUCACCGGCGCAUCCACACGGGGGAGAAGCCCUACGAGUGCCCCAAGUGUGGGAGGAGCUUCAACCGCCGCUCCACCCUCACUGAACACCUGAGAAUCCACACCGGGGAGAAGCCUUACAAGUGCCUCCAGUGCGGGGAAAGCUUCCGCUGGAGGCCUUACCUUACUAAGCACCAGAGAAUCCACAUGGGGAAUGCCAUCUACAGAGGGCUUGACAAUGGAGAAGCCAUGUUUGAGAGCUCAUCCUUUGUCAAGCAGCAGGGAAUCCACACAGCAGAUGGCGCCAUGGAGAGUGGAAACGCUGAAGCCAGUCCCCAACACGCUACUUCCGAGUCGGCAGAACAGCAUAGUGGGGGGAUGCUUAACCCCAAGACGUCUAACACCAGGCAAGGCUCAGCGGACAAGCUGCUGGAGAGGACUAUAAAGACUGAAGCGGAGCCUCUCCCAGACGGGAAUGACGUCACUGAUGUCAGUCAAAUCAAGAUAAUUCAGGUAGAAAAGAAACACGUGUGCCACGAGUGCGGGAAAGCCUUCCAGUACAAGUUUGAACUGGUGAAGCAUCAUCGGACCCAUACAGGGGAGAAGCCUUUCGAAUGUCUGGCCUGUGGGAAAAGGUUCUUCCAGAGCACCCAUCUCAAUGCUCACCUGCGCAUCCACACGGGGGAGAAGCCCUACGAGUGCCCCAAGUGUGGGCGGAGCUUCAACCGCCGCUCCACCCUCACUGAACACCUGAGAAUCCACACCGGGGAGAAGCCUUACAAGUGCCUCCAGUGUGGGGAGAGCUUCCGCUGGAGGCCUUACCUUACUAAACACCAGAGAAUCCACCUGGGGGACAAUUCCUACAAGUAUUUUGACAACGGGGAAAGCCUCUACGACAGCUCGUCUUUUCCUGAACAUCAGGAAGAAAUCCACCCAGAAUAUUUGGUUUCCAGACCGGACUCGAUCUCCUGUGUGGAGCCUCAGGACAAGCCCUGGGUGCGAGGCCCUCCAUGCUCUGAGGGCAGGCAGAACCACAGAAGCAGCGCUGAAGGCGAAGGAGCGGUGGAGCCGUCCCAAGGACUGUCUGAGGGAGAAGGCGAAGAGGCAGACUCCCCUGCAGGCUUCGCUCCCUCUCACAACGCGGCAGGAGACAGCGACUCCUGUGAUAGCAUGACAACUGAACACCCACAGGAAAAUCCUCAGCAAAGGGGCCUUGAGCUAGAAGAACUCAACAAUGUCUUACCCGACAGAUCUGCAAAGAAUGUUUCUCUAAGGUCUGGGGCGGUUUCUGAUAGCAGACAUGAAUCACUUGGACAACCAUCGACAGAAUGGGAAGAAUCAGAUAGCUUAAAAUAAUAUCCUUCAAACUCCCACUGAGCCUCAUCCUUGGACGAUGGAACCAGCAGAGUGCAGAAAUAGCACACACUUGUGAGUUCGUGGCUCUCAGAGCAGACUCUUUUUGUCCAGAAGCAGGAAGAGACUUUCAGAGUUCAAUGCGUCCUGAAACAGUCUCUUCUGGAAAGACUUGAAAACGCAACAGCGUUUUUAACUUUUCCUCUCCUCCAGUAUUAACUGGCCCCUUUUGCAUCCAACAUGUAUGGAUCGUGGGGUGUGUGUGUGGAAAUGGGGAGUUCUUUAACUGAAAUAUUAACAUUUUUCUUCCUUUUUUUAAUAAUUUGUAUGGAUUAAUUCAUGUGCAUAUUUUAUGUUGUCACGCAGGAAAACAUGAAUAUUAUGAUCAGA
Molecule: messenger RNA, 2712 nt
Organism: Rhineura floridana
Lineage: Eukaryota; Metazoa; Chordata; Lepidosauria; Squamata; Rhineuridae
Product: zinc finger protein 436-like
Exons: 11
Coding region: 1-2325 (774 amino acids)
Biological process (GO): negative regulation of transcription by RNA polymerase II
Molecular function (GO): DNA-binding transcription repressor activity, RNA polymerase II-specific
Source: RefSeq, a predicted model, not a curated record